Morchella sextelata is the source of this 366-nucleotide messenger RNA. RefSeq lists its product as uncharacterized. The record is from RefSeq and is a predicted model, not a curated record. Lineage: Eukaryota; Fungi; Ascomycota; Pezizomycetes; Pezizales; Morchellaceae. The transcript has a single exon. Bases 1 to 366 code for a protein of 121 amino acids. Gene Ontology annotation, molecular function: protein binding.
AUGAGCCCGACAGCCACCUCGACAGCCACCCCGACAGCCGACACUCCAUACAAAAAGAACUCACCCAAGUCGGGGAGAUAUAGCACCAGCCUGUCCUCUGGAAGCAUGGAAGUAGAGGGGUUGGGGACGAGCCUAGGUAAUGCCUUACAAAGUGCAUGCUCGGCAUCUAAUGUUAAACUGGAGAUUGUGAGGUUCCUGGUCGAGAACGGGGCCGAUGUCAAUGCCCAAGGCGGCAAGUAUGGCAGUGCGUUACAAGCCUCAAUCGCGAAUCACAAGCAGUCGGUUGAGAAAUUCCUACUCACCAACGGAGCAAAACUCCAUAGCCAGAUUACUGAGAUUCCCGAGGACUCUCGACAAUGUGGUUGA